This is a messenger RNA of Penicillium daleae, 1986 nucleotides long. Its product is annotated as sigma-70 region 2 family protein. The coding region runs from base 1 to 1986 and encodes 661 amino acids. Lineage: Eukaryota; Fungi; Ascomycota; Eurotiomycetes; Eurotiales; Aspergillaceae. The record is from RefSeq and is a predicted model, not a curated record. The transcript has a single exon.
AUGGCUACAUCAGACAAUUGGGGCUCCAGCAUUAAUCCAGAGCUUGUCAACAUGCGAUGGCAAUUCAUUGACGCUUCCGACAAUAGUCGACGCAACCUGACCCAGGUCAAGCGUCAUGUUAUGCAAGAGUAUAUCCGCCAAAGGAAAGGGAGCUCACGCAACGGCGAGAUUGACGAAGAUCGCAGCCGUCCGACCAAGCGUGGGCGGCCAAAGAAGAGGCAAGCUGGAAAAUGCAGAUUUGCAAGAAAGCCAGCAGGUUCCGAUAAAAGCUCAAAUCGGCCAAAACCAGUCAGGAAGAGAGCUGCCGCAUCAGAGGAAGAAGAUGCAUCCGUCGAUAUUGAAGAAAUUGGUCCAAAAAUCUUAAUUGAGGCCAUUGGCCUUUCUUUGGUCGUCGAGAUGCCCGAAACUACGAUUGCUUUACCUUUCCAUGCACCGCCCGUGCAACAUCAAGAAAUUGAUCUUCAGUCGCAUGUGUACAUUGAAAUAUCUCCCCAGAGUCAGAGUCAAAUGAGAGACUUUUACAGCUCUGCAGCAUGCUCGUCAACGCCGACCACGCUGCUCGAGUUUCCAAGGUCCCCACGAACCAUCUUGAGCGCAGCACGGACCGAUCCGUUCAACACCCUUCCGCUGGAGUUAGAUCUGGAAGGACAGAAGCUUUUUGACUUUUAUGUGAAUGAGAUGCCUGCCUGCUCCUAUGGGACUCAUUUCCGAUCCACCAAAGCCCACAACUGGUACACUCAAGUCUUUGUUCCAGAGGCAAUGAAAGGAGCCGUGGCAUUCCAGAAUACGAUUCUAGUCCAUGCUGCAAAUACAUGGGCCUGGGUCCGGAAUGAGACCGAAACCUUGAAUACACUGAUACAUCGAGAUCGGGCUGUCACGAUGCUGCGUGAACAUCUGCGCAACAACCCUCGUGACAACUCGGACGUCGCUAUCAUCUCUUGCUUGAGCGCUGCCGCACUUGAAGAUUUUGACCCUCGUCUCGGUCACAAGGAGAUUAGUUGGGUACACAUGCGCGCGGCGCGCGAGAUGAUUCGAUCGCGAGGAGGACCGGUUGCUUUCGAAAAUACUCGGCUUGGGAUGUUAAUCAAUUGGCAAGAUUAUAUUCUCUCGGGGUAUGAAACCCAUGGACCAAGUUUCUUCUUCCACCGAAACCCGCCUGUCUUGCCCCCUGGGUCAGAAAUUCCAAGUUCAUCAUCUAAAACUUCUCAUAAACUUCAUUCCAUACCUUCGCCUCCAGAGUCCACGUCAUCUGCAUUCUCGGACACGCCGUCCUUAGAACCUAUCCAAACCAUCAUAAUCGUGCAGAUGAACUCUCCUAUCCAUGAGAUCCGACUCCAAUGUGAGGAAUUUCUUGACUUCAUCCGUCGCUGUGAGCAACUUGCUCUCUACCAAAGGGAUAACCCAGAAACUUGUGAUCUGUCGCGGCAUACGUCAGUCCAACCAACCUCUAUCUUAUACCAAAUUCUUGCAGCGCCCCCAGGUGCUCGUUUUACUGCAUCAGGAGAACGGAAACAAAUGGUUGCCCGCUUAACAGCUCUCAUGAUGCUCAACGCUGCUCUAUGGGAUUACCGGUACACACCUACCCACGCUGGAUUCUUCCUCAAAAUACUGGAACAAGCCAUGGUUGACAGCGAAGUUAGCAUGAGCGGUUCUAUCGAGGCAAUCCUCCAAAUCCUCCUCAAAUGUAACGAUGGCCCAGGAACUGAUGGAACUGUCUCCCCUGCUUUCUCAGAGCAAUCUCCCGACUUCAGUCAAUAUUCUCCUACGGCGAACUCACCAUCAUCCCGUCCCUGGUUUAUUGGUCGUAUGUUGAAGAUUGCGAAGCGAUUGAACGCUGACUCGUGGCACCGUAUCAAUGACUUUCUGUUCUCAUCUCUCACCUCGCAAGUAUAUGAGAAAUCCGUGUACCUAUGGGAGGCUGAUCUGCGUCGACAGAUUCUUGAUGCUCCAUUGACGAGCUAUAUCAUGCCUUCACUAUACCAGUGA